Pristis pectinata (smalltooth sawfish) is the source of this 1356-nucleotide messenger RNA. RefSeq names its product TAF7 RNA polymerase II, TATA box binding protein (TBP)-associated factor (gene taf7). The record is from RefSeq and is a predicted model, not a curated record. Lineage: Eukaryota; Metazoa; Chordata; Chondrichthyes; Rhinopristiformes; Pristidae. The transcript is spliced from 12 exons. Gene Ontology annotation, molecular function: RNA polymerase II general transcription initiation factor activity. Gene Ontology annotation, cellular component: transcription factor TFIID complex. Gene Ontology annotation, biological process: RNA polymerase II preinitiation complex assembly; transcription initiation at RNA polymerase II promoter. Bases 77 to 1201 code for a protein of 374 amino acids.
UCUGUGCAUCCCGCAGCUGCCCCUCGGGCCCACUUCCGGCGGGCCCGGGCCCGGGACGGACGCCGGCCGGCGGGUUAUGGACAGGAGGGGCUCCGGCUGCUGGAAGAAGAUGACAGCAAAGGGACAGAAGCAGGGCUCGAAGAGCAAGGAGGAUGCUCCAUAUGAGUUGGAAAGUCAGUACAUCCUGAGGCUGCCACCGGAAUUUGCAGCCACUGUGCGGAGAGCUGUGCAGUCUGGGAACGUCAACCUGCGGGAUCGCCUGACCAUUGAACUACACCCGGAUGGUCGCCAUGGCAUUGUGCGAGUGGACAAGCAGCCCUUGGCUUCCAGGCUGGUUGAUAUGCCCUGUGUCAUCGAGUCACUGAAGACCAUCGAUAAAAAGACUUUCUAUAAGACCGCAGAUAUUUGUCAGAUGCUGGUGUGUACCACGGAUGGGGAGUUGUACCCUCCACAGGAGGAGCCUGUGCCGGUUGAUCCCAAGAACAAAAAGAAAGACAAAGACAAGGAGAAGAAAUUCCUGUGGAAUCACAGCAUCACUUGCCCCCUAAAGAAUGUCCGGAAGAGGAGAUUCAGGAAAACUGCAAAGAAGAAGUACAUCGAAUCUCCAGAUGUGGAGAAGGAAGUGAAACGACUGCUGAGCACAGAUGCUGAGGCUGUCAGUGUCCGAUGGGAGGUGAUAGCAGAAGAUGAAACAAAGGAAGUUGAGAACCAGGGCUCACUGCCAAACCUCGACAGCUCUUCACCAGGAUCAUCUGGGCACAAGCAGGGGCACACCUCGGCAGUUGAGAGAGACGAGUUGCGCGAGAUCUUCAAUGACAUAAGCAGCAGCAGUGAGGAGGAUGAAGACGAAGGGGACCGCCAUGAUGACGAGGACCUGAAUAUCAUGGACUCCGAGGAAGACCUUGCCAGGCGACUGCAGCAGAAGCUCGAUGAAGGGGAUGGUCAAAUGAAGCCAAAGGAGGAAUCAAACCAAAUGGGUAAAGUGGCUGAGUUCCGUUAUGAAAUUGAGAGCCUGCGGCAGAAGCUACAGCUGACCCAGGAGAAGCGGAAGCGACAGGAGGACCUGAUCAUGAAGGUGGAGAACCUGGCCUUGAAAAAUCGUCUGCAGGCCGUGGUUGAUGAGAUCAAACAGCAGGAGGAGAAAGAAAAGCUUCAGCUGGCUUCUUUACAAUCACAGCUCGAGACCAUGCUGAAUAAAUGACCAACAUCGUCUCUGUAGCUUUUGUAGGCUUCCAGCAGGCACAGUUCAUUGCACACAGUGCCAAUCAUUCCAUUGACCAGAAUCGGCACUGUGGAAGGUGCAGGACAUGUACAUAGGGUAAAACUCCAAUAAAUGUGUUUUUAGUGAACAGUGAA